AACAGCGCAGUGUGUGGCAAGGACAUCUUCGUUUUUUUAAUGAACAUUAACUCACAUUUUUUGUAGUUUCUCCUGAAAGACAGCAUGCUACCUCCUAUCAGUUAUUCAGAGUGAAACAGCUACCUGCUAUUUUCCUCUACAGGAGUGUAAGGAGCAGCUUUAAAUACAUUAACUCCAAAAAGAGAGUCUAACUAAUCCAGAGAGGAACACCACCCUGCAAUCACUGAAAAAGGAAUUACUUUACUUUACAGAUGUCUUUAUUGCAUGGAUUUUGAGAUCUGAAGAUCUCUAUUAAAAGCUAACUUUAUAACAGACCAACAAAAAAACGUCUGGUAAAUCUGUAACAUCUGUAACACUCAGAUUGUCUAUAGAAGGAUAAAACCAGGCAGUUUGAAUUUUUGACAGUGGAGUGAGCUCUUGUCUUUGUUGUUUUAUUAUUACGAAUGAUGGCUGGUGAUGGAGGUCCAACAGCUACGUUCUCAGUCUGGGACUAUGUGGUGUUUGCUGGGAUGGUCUUGGGAGCUGCUGGCAUUGGGCUCUUUCAAGCUUUCCGAAGCCGCAAGGAAAACAGCAGUGAGGAAUUCUUGCUGGGUGGACGGCAGAUGACAGCAGUGCCAGUAGCCAUGUCCCUCACAGCCAGUUUCAUGUCUGGGAUCACAGUAAUUGGUACUCCUGCGGAGGCAUACAAAUAUGGCACAGCAUUUUGGCUCUUCGCCUUCUCCUACGCCAUCAUGUCCACCAUCACUGCAGAGAUCUUUGUGCCUCUGUUCUAUCGCCUCGGCAUCACCAGUACAUACGAGUACUUGGAGCUGCGCUUCAAUAAGGUUAUUCGAGUGAUCGGAACAUCUAUGUACAUAGUCCAGACAGUUUUGUACACAGGUAUGGUUAUCUAUGCCCCAGCGCUUGCCCUCAAUCAGAUUACUGGCCUGGACCUUUGGGGAGUGCUGGUGGCUACAGGCAUUGUCUGCAUCAUAUACUGUACCCUGGGAGGUCUGAAAGCAGUCAUAUGGACAGAUGUGUUCCAGAUGGUCAUUAUGCUGGCUGGGUUUAUAGCAGUUAUCGCUCGUGGGGCCGUGAUUCAGGGAGGCCUGGGAAAAAUCUGGAUGGAUAACUACAAUGGUGGACGCUUAGACACGUUUAGUUUCGAUCCAGAUCCUCUUAGACGGCACAGUUUUUGGACCAUAGUUGUCGGGGGCAGUCUGAUGUGGGUGUCAAUGUAUGCCAUUAACCAAUCACAAGUGCAGCGCUAUAUCUCCUGUAAAAGUAUGACCCAUGCCAAAAUGUCUCUGUAUGUAAAUAUGGUGGGAUUGUGGGUUACUGUGAGCCUGGCAAUGUUUUCGGGCCUCACCAUGUACUCUAUCUAUAAAGACUGUGAUCCUCUUACUAACAAAGAUGUUAAUUCUUCAGACCAGCUUCUGCCGUAUUUAGUUAUGGACAUAUUAGCAGAAUUUCCAGGCCUUCCUGGAUUAUUUGUAGCAGCUGCAUACAGUGGAACUUUAAGUACGGUUUCAUCCAGCAUUAAUGCUCUUGUGGCUGUCACAGUGGAAGACUUUGUAAAACCUUUGUGGCCCAAUCUGAGUGAAAAGCAGCUGUCAUGGCUUAACAUGGGCAUGAGUGUUUUCUUUGGGGCUUUCUGUAUUGCUAUGGCAGCAGUUGCCUCUUUGAUGGGAAGUAUAUUGCAGGCUGCCUUAUCUGUAUUUGGAAUGAUCAGUGGACCUCUGCUGGGGCUUUUCCUGCUGGGCAUGUUCUUCCGUUGUGCUAAUUCCAUUGGUAGCCUGUCUGGAUUAAUACUCGGUCUGAUUAUAACCUUGUGGGUGGGCAUAGGUGCUCAGGUGUACCCUCCUUUACCUAACAAGACCAACCCACUUCCUCUCAGUGUGGACGGAUGUAAGACUGGAGACACAAACCUAACAACUACAGUGACAGCAUGGCCUAUGACCCCACUGACCACAGAGCCAAGUGUUGUGAGACCAGCUAUUGCAGAUUCCUGGUACUCUUUGUCCUACCUAUACUUCUGCCCUGUGGCCAUGCUGGUGACCAUGAGCACUGGGCUAAUUAUAAGUGCCAUCACAGGUGGCUGUAAACAGGAGAAGAUAAACCCAGAUAUGUUUGUUCGGAAGAAAGACCUUUUCUGCUUCAGCUGCAGUAGAACACGCUCUGAGAACCCUGACUUGGUUGAGAAGACCGGACCAGAGCAUCUGUAUGGCUUGGACAAUCCUCAGUUCACUGACCACGAACUGAAACUGAAGGACAGUGACAAGAUUACCAAGUUAUAAACCAUUCUUUUGUCACCGAAUUCAUAGCAUACUCAUGAUACUGUAAACAUGACAGUACUGGCUACAGGUUGAAUGGACUAAUUCUGUCCAGACAUGGAGAUGAGAAAGUGGUCUUUUUAAUCAAACACUUGAUUACAACUUUCUUUUUUGAUAGCAUGUGUAAUAUUUCAUAACUUUUUAGAGUUAAAAUCUAAAGUCAGUUUAUUUAUUAUUUUGUUUUGAAUUUUUUUAAUGCAAUAAAGACCUAUUAUAGCAGCAUGCUGGGACCAUUGUACAAACUGCCUCCUUAUGUGUGUGUGUAUGUGAGAAAAUGUGUUGUACAGUAUGUAUUCCUGCCUUAUGCUCAUCAUUCCACUAAUAAGUUUCAUAUCUACCGGGUCAGGAUAAAGCAGUUAUAGCAGACGACUGAAUGAAUGUAUGAAAAGGG
Messenger RNA from Silurus meridionalis, 2703 nucleotides. It is a transcript of the gene slc5a8l, whose product is annotated as solute carrier family 5 member 8, like. Bases 444 to 2276 code for a protein of 610 amino acids. Gene Ontology annotation, molecular function: organic acid:sodium symporter activity. Gene Ontology annotation, biological process: propanoate transmembrane transport; sodium ion transport. Lineage: Eukaryota; Metazoa; Chordata; Actinopteri; Siluriformes; Siluridae. The transcript is spliced from 15 exons. Gene Ontology annotation, cellular component: membrane. The record is from RefSeq and is a predicted model, not a curated record.